GGCCUCUGCGCGUGCGCUGAGUGUCCUUACGGCAGGAUGAGGCGGGGAUGUUAAUGGCAGUCCCGGUUCUUCAAUGGCUGCACUGGUUAAACAGAACUUGCAAAAACGAAUUAGUUGCAAAUUGCGUGUUCUCAUAGCCUGUUUAUAGAGGACUGUCAACUGAGAAGUUCAUGUCGAGGGUUUGCCAUAAAUCUGAGAACGUGACAAUUUCAGCGUUUCCGUUUCUGCUCAAAAAAACAGCUAACACACGUAGAUGAACCGGGCCACCACAGGCCACCCGCCCUCAGCUCGGAACGGUGAACUGGCGUCAGAAUGACCGGGGCAUGGGAAAGAAGCCGGACCCGGAAGGGUCCAGAACGUCAUUGCCGAAGCCAAAGCGGAGGUGUCCACCGGGACACUCAGCCCACGUCCGCGCGAGCCUGGACGCGGCUCUGCGCACGCGUGAGGGGCAGCGCUUCUCUUCUGCACUGUCGCGCAGCUGGAAGGUACCUUUGGGUCUCCAUGGCGACCGGACGCGGUCGGAUGCUGGGGCCGGGAUGUUUUGGCCUUCAGGCACUGCGCGGGUCCCUUCACCGUGACGGCGCCACCUGGGGCAGCGCGGGGGUGGCUGCGGCUGCCGCGGGGCGCUCCGGGUUCAGAAGGAGUCCUGGGGCCAGACUUGCCAGAGGCUCAUCUGUCUGGAGGCAGUCUACCAGUCGUGACCAGCCCAACGAGAAGUCCUCCUCCAUCUGUUUUCUAUCCCUGGACAGAAUGCCCUCUGAAAUCUUGCUGACUAUAUUUUCCUACUUGGAUGCUGUGAGCUUGCUGUGCAUUGGAUGUGUGAGCAGACGCUUCUAUCAUUUGGCCAGUGACAAUUUUAUUUGGCUUAAGAUCUACUCAGCUGCAUUUUCAUCAAAAAGAUCACACUGGAAAGUUAAUAAAGUGGAAGAGACAGCCACAUCUGUGAGUGUACUGUCAGUUGAGGAUAGAGAAGUUGGGUACUGGAAGAAAGAAUAUAUUACAAAGCAGAUCUCAUCUGUGAAAGCAGCACUAGCCCACAUUCUCAAACCUGUCAACUCCUACACAGGUCUUCCAGUGAAAACCAAAGAGGCCCUCAGACUAUCUGGCCUAGGUUGGGCAAUUAUAUUAAGAGAGAAAAGUGGAAAGGAACACAUCAUGCAACAUGUUGAUCUUUCCUUAAAUGAUACGUCUGUCACUGUUGUGUGGCAUGGCAAAAAUUGGCCGUGUCUAGCCACAUUGUCCACCCUGGAUUUGUGUGGUGUGACGCCAGUUUUUAUGGACCGGUAUAAAACCCCUGACCCAAAUGGAUGUGUGACCAUGUGCACCUGGUUCUGCCUCCAUCUUCUCACCUGUAAAUUGCUCUGCCUUACAAAAACUUUGGAAAAAAGGCACAUCUGCUCUCAGAGGAAGAGCGAGAGGGAGGGGAAGAAAAACGUAGUAGGACCACGAUGGCUGUCUUUAAUUGCAAAGUAUGAUCUGAGUCAUUUAAGCAAGUCUACCAUGGUUGGCUGUGACAGACUUGUCCGGAUAUUCUGUCUAAAUCCUGGCCUCCUGGUGGGGCUGUGGCAGAAGGAGGAUGGACUGGCUUUUAUCAUGGCAAAUCUUCAUUUUCAUCGCCUUGUGGAGAGAAGCACAUUAGGCUCAGCCACUCUCCCCUAUGUGUUGCCUCCUCAUAGCCCCUUUGUGGAUGACAGCCCCGAGUACGGACUGCAAGGCUAUCAGCUCCACAUUGACAUGCAUGGCGGUGGGAUUUUCUACCUAUGUAGUACAUUUCGCAACCUCUUCUCCAGGAAAGGAUGCAUUGAGAAUGGAUAUGUGAAGUUCAUGGUGAUAAGUUUAAAAAAUAACAGAGAACACCUACCUCUUAUUGGAAAAGUUGGCCUUGCAUGGAGAACUAAUGUUUUUGACGGCUUUAUUGAGAGUUGCUCUGUAGUGGACGUGACCCUUCUGGACGAGCACAGGAAGCCCUUUUGGUGUGUGAGUUCUCCAGUGUGCAUGAGAUCCGCCGCCUGCCCCUCUGACGGUCCUAACUUCCUGGGGCACACUUACUAUGUGGACUACAUGGACGCAGAAGGAGGAGUGCACGCAGAGCUGGUGUGGAUCGAAGAGACAGAAGAGUACUUCCUCGUCAGCCUGGCCCUUUACCUCAGCGUAGCAAAAAUAAACCAUUGGUUUGGGACAAAAUACUGAGUUUUAGCAGGAGGUGGAAGGCCUUGUUACUAGUGAGCCGUUUGUUUUCCACAACUGGUUCUUGUUGGAAGUUAAAGUGCAUCCAUGGCAGGCUGUCUAGUGCCUUAUUAUUUUCCAUAGAAACUAUGGUUUGUGAGUAAAGUUAGUGUUUGGAAGAUUAAAAUUUCAAUAGCACAUGCCCCAGGUGAAGACUCAGGUGAGACAAAAUCAGACAGAAUACUUGGAAGUCUUGUGGUUUGUGUGAGCGUGUGCACAAUGACAGGGAAGAGCAAGUGUGGCCUCAGACUGGGGCUCAGGCCAGGGGUGCCUCGGGGACAGCCUCGGGAGUGGAAGAGGGGCUGUAGACUAGACAUGGUCGCACCACCCCUGGUUCUGCUACCCAGUUCCAUGAAGCAGCAUCUAGAGGGUCUGAGUGAAGGGCAAAUAGGGAACCCUUGCCAUGCUUCUGCAACUUAAAAGCAUGUCUCAUUAUUCCAAGAUGAACAGUUAACAAUAAAGCUAACACUCGCGCUCUCCCUCCUGUCUCUCCCUCCUGUCCUCUCUCUUAGUGACUAGGGUUCACCCUGGCUGCUUGCCUUGACCAUGGUUUCCCCACGAGAGCUUUGCUCUCUGCCAUUAGUGGCUGACCAGAGCUACGCUGAGGAAACACAGCUACGUCAGUUGCCACACCGUGGCACUGGGGCAGUGCACUGCCUGGGUGUCAGCUGAGCGUUACAGAAUAUUGGAGACACCUGAGUAUCCCCUCAGCUUCCACUCCCUUCAUGAGACAUUGUCUUGCACAGCCCUGGACUCAGGGUCCAGAGAUCAUCCAACCUUUGCUGUGGUUACUGUCUGGGGAGAGAGAAACCCAAACCUGGUUUCCCUGGGCUGGGAAGGGAUCAGCAUGUUCAGGCAGACCCAACUUAACCCUUGGGCAUUUUGCUUUGUUUGCUACAUUGUAUUUGGGAUAUAUUUGUUUUUACAUAUGACUGUAUUACAUGUGAAUAUAUUCAUAGGCAUAUAAUAAAAGAAUGUGUUUUUCCGCUAA
This is a messenger RNA of Onychomys torridus (southern grasshopper mouse), 3217 nucleotides long. It is a transcript of the gene Fbxo15, whose product is annotated as F-box protein 15. The record is from RefSeq and is a predicted model, not a curated record. Gene Ontology annotation, molecular function: protein binding. Lineage: Eukaryota; Metazoa; Chordata; Mammalia; Rodentia; Cricetidae. Bases 313 to 2190 code for a protein of 625 amino acids. The transcript has 12 exons.